UAUUCCCGACGACAGUGAGUAUUGGGUUCAAACGGCGAAAGUAGUUCGGCUGCAUAAAGCCACUUGACGUCGCCAUCAGCGAUCUUUCCAGUCGCAUGCUGAGCUUGGAUACGUAUCAUGUCUAACGAUUCUGCUGAUUACAACAGCGACCAUGCGGGGCCCGAUGGAAUGGAGCCAGAUGGUGUCAUUGAGAGCAACUGGAAUGACAUUACGGACAACUUUGAUGAUAUGAACCUGAAGGAAACGCUUCUUCGGGGAAUUUAUGCAUAUGGUUUUGAGAAGCCUUCAGCCAUUCAACAGAGGGCUAUAAUCCCUUGCAUUAAAGGCUAUGAUGUCAUUGCCCAAGCCCAGUCAGGCACUGGCAAGACGGCCACAUUUGCCAUCUCUAUCUUGCAGCAGCUGGACAUAGAGCAGAAGGAGACUCAGGCUCUGGUGUUGGCUCCCACCAGAGAGCUGGCUCAGCAGAUUCAGAAAGUCAUUCUGGCCCUUGGCGACUACAUGGGGGCAACCUGCCACGCCUGUAUUGGAGGGACCAAUCUCCGCAGUGAGAUCCAGAAGUUUCAGGCCGAGGCUCCCCACAUAGUUGUGGGCACUCCGGGUCGAGUGUAUGACAUGCUCAACAGGAGACAUCUGUCUCCCAAAUGGAUCAAAAUGUUUGUUCUUGAUGAGGCUGACGAGAUGUUGAGUCGGGGUUUCAAAGAUCAGAUCUAUGAGAUCUUCCAGAAACUGAGUACAAAUAUUCAGGUUGUCUUGCUCUCUGCCACCAUGCCCACAGAUGUGCUGGAGGUGACCAAGAAGUUUAUGCGCGACCCCAUCCGCAUCUUGGUGAAGAAAGAAGAGCUCACCCUGGAGGGUAUUAAGCAGUUCUACAUCAAUGUUGAGCGGGAGGAGUGGAAGUUGGACACCCUGUGUGACCUCUACGAGACCCUAACCAUCACCCAGGCUGUGAUCUUUCUCAACACGAGAAGAAAAGUAGACUGGCUCACUGAGAAGAUGCAUGCUAGAGACUUCACGGUUUCUGCUCUGCAUGGUGAUAUGGACCAGAAGGAGCGUGAUGUCAUUAUGAGGGAGUUUAGGUCUGGCUCAAGCAGAGUGUUGAUCACUACUGAUCUACUGGCUCGUGGAAUUGACGUGCAACAAGUUUCCCUGGUCAUCAACUAUGACCUUCCUACAAAUCGAGAGAACUACAUUCACAGAAUUGGCCGUGGUGGCCGUUUUGGCAGAAAGGGAGUCGCCAUUAACUUCGUCACCGAAGAGGACAAGAGGAUUCUGCGCGACAUUGAGACGUUUUACAAUACUACGGUGGAGGAGAUGCCUAUGAAUGUGGCAGACCUCAUUUGAGCCUUUUGGUUUUCCUUUAUAAAACGCAGUGAUAGUUGACGUACACUUGCAUUGUGCUUAUUAUUCCAGAGGGUGGGGGAGGUUUAAACAAACAAAAAAAAAAAUUGAUGCUAAACCUUGGAUCAGAAUAUUUUUGCGAGGUGAUUUCUAUUAUAGUCCCUCUUGGGCAGUUGUAGACUCCAAACUUCUGCGAUUUUGGCCGGUUGGAGCUACAAAGCCAUGGGCUCUAUUAUUGUGGUCCUUUUCAGGCAUUUCUUUCCAUGUUCGAUUAUAAUCCGUAUAUUUGAUGUGCUCCACCAUUUAGUAACCUACUUGUGGACUAAAAGGUACAAGUGCUGUAUAAAGUCUGCAAAUUCAGUUAUGCUAACAUGUGCGAUGUGUUGUGGGCCUGCUUACUAGAGGCACUUGUUCACGGUAUUAUAUAUAUAUAUAUAUAAUAGUAGAUUUGUAUUUGCUUUUUGUGAAUGUUUAUUUAAAUGUGUUUUCAUCCAACUUGCUGUCAGACAUUUUCAUUUUGGCCAUGGUUUGCUGGUGUCUUGCCUACAAUAGAGCACAGGUCAUCAAGUCUGGUCCUCCAGGGCACCAAUCCAGCCUUUUUUUUGGGGGGGGGGGGAUGCAGCUCCACUGAUUCAAUUCAUCAGGAGCGUUAUCAGGUUUAAUUGAGCUUGCUGAUGAGCUGAUCAUUUCAAGCAAAUGUGUUGUAGUACGGCUGCACCUAAAACGCGCUGGAUUAGCGCCCUUGAGGGCUGAAGUCGGUGACCCCUGCAUUAGAGUAUACGUAUUAGCAUUUACACACAUGCACACACCUCCCCCCUGCACUACUUUUCAGUUCUCUCAAAUUGUAAGAACGUCUUAAUAAAUGAAAAAUUGCUGUAAAA
Molecule: messenger RNA, 2219 nt
Organism: Syngnathus acus (greater pipefish)
Lineage: Eukaryota; Metazoa; Chordata; Actinopteri; Syngnathiformes; Syngnathidae
Gene: eif4a2
Product: eukaryotic translation initiation factor 4A, isoform 2
Exons: 11
Coding region: 118-1341 (407 amino acids)
Biological process (GO): cytoplasmic translational initiation
Cellular component (GO): cytoplasmic stress granule
Molecular function (GO): translation initiation factor activity; ATP binding; RNA helicase activity
Source: RefSeq, a predicted model, not a curated record